CUAGCUUUAACCACCUGAAUGAACUAAUAUCACAUGCAGUCAAUGCAAACUAGUGUUGUGCUGCUGCUGGUGGUUGAGUGGUGUUUAGUUCUAGACCAGAAGGUUGUCUGUUCAUAGCAAGGUUUGGUUCUGCUAAACUGCCCUGGUUGAAGCCUUCGCUUUAGGAGACAGCUAAAGGAUGGAUGUGUCUAUAGAUGAGAGCUUCGUGAAGGCUGUGGAGCGGCGGCGGGCUGCAGAAGCUGAACGCCGUAAACGCGUCUUCAGUGCAAGGAACCGGGUUAUUGGGUUGGAUGCACAUGUGCUCGAGCAGCAGGUAGCUGAGAGGCGCGCACGUGAGGAUGCGGAGCGGCAGCAGAAAAUGGCUUAUGAUGCACUGUCUCUUUCCAUGGACCAAAAGCUGAUGGAGCAACAAAGAGAGGAGGAGGAACGAAGGAGAGAGUUGGCCCAGGAGCUUGUGCAGUUCUGGGAGAUGUACCAACGCCCUGAGGACUCUCGUGAUGCAGAUAUUAAUUAUAAACACAAAGGAGGAUCCAGUGUCACUUUAGUCGAUCCGAAUUCAUUAGGACCUGCCAGUAUGCAGGUUUUUCAGGGAGAAGGACUUGGGGAAGAUGAAAGGAAGAAACUAAUGAUGGAGCAGAAUGUGAGAACACUGAGAGCUCAAAGGGAGGCACAAGAAAGAUGUCAGAUGGAGCAAAAACACAAAGAGCUGCUUAGAGAUCAGAAUCUGAUCCAACAGGACAUGACAGCAAGACAUCUGGAUUUUCUGGAGGAGGAGAGUAAAAAAGCAGCUAUCAUUGCACUCAAAAGCUACAACCAGGCCCAGGCAGAAGAGAGACUGGAGCGAGAGAGACAAGACAAGGAGAGGCAGGAAGGCUUAAACCUGUCAGAGGUUCUGAGCAUGGUGACCUCCGACUUCUUGACUGAGUGUGCAGAUGCAGCAGUGAAGGAGGGCAUGGGUUCAGCUGACACUCCUCAAACGCUUUCUGAUCGUUGGAAGGGGAUGGGCUCUGAGCAGCGCAGCGCCAUCUACAGACAGAGAGCGGAACAGUGUGCCGAGAAUGAGAGGCAGAGACAGCGAGAGAAGCAGGACAACCUGACAUGGGGUGGGCAGGUGCUGGAGCAGGACAGGCAGCUAGUGGAGGAGGAGAGGAGAAUGAUGGCACUGGAGAGAGAGAGGAGAGCAAAAUUGGACAAAUACAACCAGCAGCUGGCCAGAGAGCAGCAGGCACACCAGCAGUAUCUCGAUACUGAACUUUACACCAACCGGCCCACUCGGUGCUACUUCAGCCAGUUCAACACAAGCUCUCGCUAAGGGUCUCACUGUCAUCAGAUUAAUGUAAAUGUACUAUAUACUCUAUACACAUGCAGUAUAGUAUAGAUUUAUUUUAGGCUUAUUUGUGUUUUAUUUUACUAUGCAGGAAAUCACUCUAGCUAGCAGGAUUGAAACAUCUUUAAACAGACUGUCUGUUUUUAGCACCAGCCUUAUACAUGAUCUUUGCAGGAAGAUUAAAUACUGUAAUCAAGAUUUAAAUAUAUUUAAAUUUGCCGAAGUAUAUUAUAGGCAGGAAAAAAACCUACUUGAUCUCUGAAGGCUUUUCACUGACCCACACACACACACACACACACACACACACACACACACACACUAUCAUUUAAGAGCCAACAUAUUCUUCACCGGAGACUCAAUAAAAUGAUAAAUGAAGACAGAAGCUGUAGCUUGUUCCAUGGAUUUUAUUCUUGAAGCCUUUACAUACAGUGGCUGAUUCAUGAUUCACGUACAGUAUCAUUUUCUAUUAUAAGCCCACCCCAGUCACUGGCCCAGUUCUCCACUCAGUACCACGGCACAGACAAACGCAACAGAAAAGCAACAUGGACAUGGCUAUUCAUCAGUCAGCUACAAGUGCGGUCCUCUCAUUCAUUCAGAUCCAAUUUAUUUGACGUGUCAUUAGAUUUUAUUCAACCAUAAACAAACGUAGGCUAUACAUGAUAUGAGAGAUACGUUGAAUCAAGCAAUGUCUAGUUUUGGAGCUAGAACUGAGCCUAGAGUAUAUUUGAAAUAAUCGGAAACAACAUUAAAGUUCUAGGUAAAAUGUCACAUUAAUAUGACAUACGACAACAGGCAAUGCUGCAGCUACAUCCUUCUGAAAAGCAAAACAGCUCUAUAGUGGAUAUCUGCAUCUCGGACGUAACCAGAGCACGGACGUCUAGCAGCGGUUCGGUUAGUUGACACAGUUCACAUCAUUGUUCCUCCUGUAUGAAAAUAAACGUCUAGGAGAA
Molecule: messenger RNA, 2277 nt
Organism: Tachysurus fulvidraco (yellow catfish)
Lineage: Eukaryota; Metazoa; Chordata; Actinopteri; Siluriformes; Bagridae
Gene: ribc1
Product: RIB43A domain with coiled-coils 1
Exons: 8
Coding region: 179-1312 (377 amino acids)
Source: RefSeq, a predicted model, not a curated record